GCCCUCGCCGUUGGAUCCCCGCUCAGGCCUCGGGUCUCCGGCCUCGGGUACCCCCUCAGGCCUCGGGUCCCCGCUCACCGGCCGAGCGGAGCCGCCUUCCUGGCGCAGCGCGGGCCCGGCGGCGGUUGGCUCAGAGGCAUUUCCCUCGCUGCCUCCGGUCGUGCCUUCGCGGGCGGCUGCGGGGGCUUUUACCGUGUUUCUGCGCCUUCCCGGCCUCUGCCGUCGAGUUGGGCGCUAAUGAUCGUGGUAAUUAAGGUACGAAAUUAGAAGUGCCCUUUGUCGUGACUGAAGGCGGCUGCAAGGAGCAGAGCAGGGCCCUUCAGCAGAGAGCUUUUCUAGACCAGGAAGAUGGAGAUGGAGGCUGUGAUGCUGAACUUACGGACUCUGUGCAACCAAUUUGUGCGCCAGGCUGAAGUUUUAAGUGAGGGAAAUGAAUACCAGUUCAUUCAGUUAGCAAAGAACUUCGAAGAGUACCGGAGAAAAUGGCAGGAGACGGAGCAUGAGCUUGGCAAGUACAAAGACCUCCUCAUGAAAACUGAAGCUGAACGUAGUGCUUUGCAUGUGAAGCUGAAACACGCUCGCAACCAAGUGGAUGUAGAGAUCAAACGGAGGCAAAAAGCUGAAACGGACUGUGAAAAGCUGGAGCGGCAAAUACAACUGAUUCGAGAGCUGCUCAUGUGUGAUGCAUCUGGGAGUAUUCAGCUCAGUGAAGAACAGAAGUCUGCCCUCGCCUUUCUUAACAGGCCACAGGUUUCUACUGGGGGUUCAGGCAACAAAAGGCUGUCUACAAUAGAUGAAUCUGGCUCAUUUCUGUCAGAUAUCAGCUUUGACAAGACUGAUGAGUCACUGGACUGGGAUUCCUCUGUGGUGAAAGCUGUCAGGCCGACAAGGAGAGAGAAGCGGCGGUCUUCCAGGCAGUUCAUUGAAGGCCCACCAGGUCCUCAGAAGAAAACCAGAUCAAUUGGCUCCACGGUGGACCAGGGAAAUGAAUCCAUAGUAGCAAAGACGACUCUCAUGGUCCCCAAUGAUGGUGGCCCAAUCGAAGCUAUUUCUACUAUCCAGACUGUGCCUUAUAGUCUGAGAACUCGGAGGAAGAGUGGUCCUCUGCAGCCUUGGAGCAGUGAGUCAAGCAUAGGCAGUAAGCAGCUGGAAUCCAAACCAGAGACUGAUGGCUCUGGCACCCCACAGAACAAUGGGGGAGUGAGGCUGCACGACUUUGUUUCAAAGACGGUUAUCAAGCCAGAAUCAUGUGUUCCAUGUGGAAAGAGAGUGAAAUUUGGAAAAAUCUCUCUGAAGUGCAGAGACUGCCGCGUGGUCGCUCACCCGGAGUGUCGGGACCGCUGUCCUCUUCCCUGCAUCCCCACCUUGACAGGCACUCCUGUCAGAAUUGGAGAGGGCACCUUGAUGGACUUUGUCCCUUCUACUCCUCCAAUGAUCCCUUCCAUCAUAGUGCACUGUGUUAAUGAGAUUGAGCAGCGAGGGCUGCAUGAGACUGGCCUUUACCGAGUAUCUGGCUGUGACAAGACAGUGAGGGAACUGAAAGAGAAGUUUCUUAGAGCAAAAAAUGUUCCUUUGCUCAGCAAAGUGGAUGAUAUCCAUGCUAUCUGUGGCCUUCUCAAGGACUUUCUGCGCAGCCUGAAAGAACCCCUUCUCACAUUCCGGUUAAACAAGACUUUUAUGGAAGCUGCAGAAAUCUCAGAUGAGGACAACAGCAUUGCUGCUAUGUACCAGGCAGUUGGUGAGCUUCCUCAGGCCAACAGGGACACCCUGGCUUUCCUCAUGGUCCACCUGCAGAGGGUGGCUCAGAGCCCAGAGACUAAAAUGGACAUCACCAACUUGGCCAAAGUCUUUGGCCCCACAAUAGUUGCCCAUGCGGUACCUGAUCCUGACCCUAUGACGCUCCUACAGGACACUAAGCGACAACCCAAGGUAGUAGAGCGACUUCUGCUGCUGCCUAUGGACUACUGGAGCCAGUUGAUGAUGGUGGAGCAAGAAAACAUUGACCCAGCACAUGUAAUUGAGAAUGUCAAUGCCUACUCCACACCACGGACACCAGAUGUUCAAGUGAGCAUACUUGGGCCCCUCACCACUCCGGAGCACCAGCUCUCCAAGACUCCAUCAUCAAGCUCCCUGUCCCAGAGGGUCCGCUCUACCUUCAGCAAAACCACCCCCAGAUUUGGGAGCAAAAGCAAGUCAGCAACCCAGCUCGGGCAUCAGGGUAACUUCUUUGCUUCUCCUCUGCUGAAGUGAAGUGGACCUGGGAGGAGGUGUUGUCCUAGCAUUUGCACACCAGUAUGCACCAGUACAAGAAACACAAGUCCUCUCCGUGGCCACUGGCAGCUUAUGUAAUAAGAUCUUUUUCCAUUUAGCUUCCAGCUUAACUGAGACUUUUAAUGGGAUUUUAUUGUGCAAUGUAUUUUUAUUAUCUAAUGCUGUGCUGAAUUUAGUAUUGGUGAAGAAAGUAACUAUCAGGAUUUGUCCAAAGUACUAAUAAAAAAAUGCUGGAGGAACUCGCUGGCACUUUUCAGCAGCAUCCAGACUCGUACCCAUA
Strigops habroptila (Kakapo) is the source of this 2551-nucleotide messenger RNA. It is a transcript of the gene RACGAP1, whose product is annotated as Rac GTPase activating protein 1. The coding region runs from base 349 to 2250 and encodes 633 amino acids. The transcript is spliced from 17 exons. The record is from RefSeq and is a predicted model, not a curated record. Gene Ontology annotation, biological process: signal transduction. Lineage: Eukaryota; Metazoa; Chordata; Aves; Psittaciformes; Psittacidae.